AUGGAGAGUUUACCUGGGAUCAAUGAUCUGAAUCAGCCUUCGGCUGGCGCUGGAGGAGAUGAUGAGUUCCAUAGGCUGUCAAUUAAGCAAGGUUCUGAAUGGAAUAUAGAGGUUUCGCCGGAGACGAAGUUAACUAUUAAAGUGAUUUCCGGAAUAGCUGAGAUUUUUGGUACUGAAUUGGCCAUUGGCAAGGAAUACAACUUCCGAAACUACAAAUUUGGUGUUUAUGCGGUAGAAGACGUCGAGUUGGAAUGGAGAUGUCCAGAAUUAACCGGCGAAACAUUAUCAAUAUCGCCCAACUCUACAGCGAAAUCUGUCUAUAAUCUGCAUUUUGCAUUGGAGAAGAUGAGAAGCUCAAGCUUUGAUGGACCUAGGGUUAUGAUAGUUGGAGAAACAAGUUCGGGCAGAACAGCUCUUUCUAGGACGCUCUGUUCUUAUGGAAUAAAGUUCAAGUCGUACCAGCCAAUGUACGUGAAUCUUGACCCACAGCAGGCUAUCUUCUCUCCUCCUGGUUGUCUGACUGCUACCCCCAUAUCGGAUAUUCUAGACGUCCAAUGCAGCACUUGGGGUCAGAGUAUGACUAGUGGUGCAACCCCAUUGCACAGUAAACAGCCUGUGGUGAAAAAUUUCGGAUUGGAAAGGUUAUCAGAAAACAAGCGACUGUAUCUCGACGUGGUCGAGCAGUUGGCCACCAGCGUUAAUGGGAGAUUGAUGAAUGACUCUCUCGUGCGGAGGUCCGGAUUAGUGAUAGAUAUACCGGCAAUAUCGGACCUAGAUGAGGAUUAUAAUGAUCUCGAGUAUUUCACAAAACAGUUCAAGGUCAACGUUGUAGUGCUUGUCGGAAUAUCUGACAGCCAAAAGGUAGACGCAAUUGCCAAGAAACUUGGAUCCUUAGUCGGCAGUCGUAUGGUGAAUCUUCCAAGGAUAUCUGGCUCUGUUAAACCUGAAGACGCUUUCAAGAGAUCACUGCAACGAGGUGCCAUACGAGAGUAUUUCUAUGGAACGCCAGAUACGGUAUUGAGUCCUUACGCCGUUGGUGUGGGAUUUGAAGAUGUUACCGUCUAUAGACCAAAAAACGUCUUUGAAGACACUCAAGAUGCCCAGGAGGCUGCAACUCAUCUUUUGCCUGUAGCAGUGAACCCAAGCAAUCUGCAGCACGCGCUUGUGGCCAUCUCCUAUGCAGAUAGAAAGGCAACGCCCGAGGUGAUACAGAAAGCACCUAUUUUAGGCUUUGGGCUCAUCACUGAAGUCAACGACAAGAGAAACAAGCUGCGAAUUCUGCUGCCGGUACCUGGUGCACUUCCCAACAAAUCCAUGAUUUUGACCUCGUAUCGAUACCUGGAGUAG
This is a messenger RNA of Torulaspora globosa, 1347 nucleotides long. It is a transcript of the gene CLP1, whose product is annotated as cleavage polyadenylation factor subunit CLP1. Gene Ontology annotation, biological process: tRNA splicing, via endonucleolytic cleavage and ligation. Gene Ontology annotation, molecular function: polynucleotide 5'-hydroxyl-kinase activity. NCBI's taxonomy places the organism in Eukaryota, Fungi, Ascomycota, Saccharomycetes, Saccharomycetales, Saccharomycetaceae. The transcript has a single exon. Bases 1 to 1347 code for a protein of 448 amino acids. The record is from RefSeq and is a predicted model, not a curated record. Gene Ontology annotation, cellular component: nucleus; mRNA cleavage factor complex.